AUGAAUCCGUGGCCGCCAUGUUUGCUCUUGGUCUUGCAACCUUUGUUGGCCCAACCCAUCGAGAGUCUUUACGAGUUUUAUGACAUCCCGAACUGUAGCCAGCUGGGGGUAUGGAAUCACGAGGCACCAGUGCUGGCGGGCUCUCUUGGCUUCUACGGCACCUUUGGUGAUGGAGUGCCUGGACCCUUAAGUCGUUUUCGCCUGCCACGAGCGGUGGCACUUGACGAGAUGCAACAGAGGCUUUAUAUUUCGGACGCUGCGAAUCACGCAGUUCGCCUCUUGAGCCUCUCCUUCGACAACAACUUGACCACCUUGAUGGGAUCUCUAGGCGUUCCUGGAUUUGCAGAUGGAUUUGCUUCUGAAGCGUUGUUACGCGAACCGAAUGGUUUGGCGCUCGAUCAAAGUCGACAAGAGCUUUAUGUAGCCGACCAAGGGAACCAUGCCAUACGAGUUAUCGAUUUGAGCUCCGGGCGCAUCACUACUGUCGCUGGUGGACCAGAGGAUGGAAAUAGCAGUCUCAGAUAUCCAGCAGGAUUAGCACUGGUGGAAUCUCAGAGGCUUUUGUACAUCUCGGGAAAUCACCAGAUCCAAGUGUUGGAUUUAGAGUCCGGCAACUUGUCCUUGCCAGCUCCAGAGGCAAGUUUUCAAAGUCCAGCAGGUUUGGUAUAUAACGAAGCACUGAAUUUCCUCUACGUGUCUGAUUCUGGAAGUCAUGCUGUCUAUAGCUUGAACCUGACAGCAGAGUCUCCCAUGCCGAUGGUGGUGGCUGGGCGACCUGGUCACCCUGGAGGUCCUGGGGAUGGUUCGACUUUUAUCAGUCGAAGCUACGAGGGAAAACUGAACAGACCUGAUGGCCUCGCAUUGGAUGCGAUUGGACAACGACUUUUCAUUGGUGACUCCACCAAAGCCAUUCGAAUUGUCGAUCUCAUCACUGAAAACAUGACCUUGGCAGCUGUCAGAACUAGUUUUCAACAUGAGUCUGGACACCUGGGGCCUAUUGGUUUGGCACUGGGCAAUACGACUGUGCCCGGCUUCAAAGUCGAGUCUAUUUGGCACAACCCGUUGAUUGGUGGACCUCCGACCUUUGGAAAUUACUUCUAUUUUCAAUCUUCCAAGGGCUAUGCCAGUCCAAAGACUGCGACCGGCGUCUUGCGGAGCCGACACUAUCGCAAGGGUGUGCUGCUCUGGGUCGGCUACAUUCAGUUCUUUGGGGAACGGUAUGGAAUUGGUCCAACACGCCAGUCCUCACCGGAGCUGGAUAAUGCUGGCAUCAGGUACCCACCUCCUGUCUCAGCAGAGGGUCAGUUCCAGAUUGACGACAUCAUUUUGGUGCCUGAACUUCUAGACCCCGGCGAAGAAGCGAGGCAGAUGCUGUACAUGGCGGAGGUGCAUCAGUGUUUCGUAAUUUUCUGA
This is a messenger RNA of Cladocopium goreaui, 1413 nucleotides long. The record is from the annotation of a GenBank genome assembly. Lineage: Eukaryota; Dinophyceae; Suessiales; Symbiodiniaceae.